This is a messenger RNA of Pipistrellus kuhlii (Kuhl's pipistrelle), 563 nucleotides long. It is a transcript of the gene GHRH, whose product is annotated as growth hormone releasing hormone. The transcript is spliced from 5 exons. Bases 126 to 446 code for a protein of 106 amino acids. The record is from RefSeq and is a predicted model, not a curated record. Gene Ontology annotation, molecular function: neuropeptide hormone activity; growth hormone-releasing hormone receptor binding; peptide hormone receptor binding. NCBI's taxonomy places the organism in Eukaryota, Metazoa, Chordata, Mammalia, Chiroptera, Vespertilionidae. Gene Ontology annotation, cellular component: terminal bouton; perikaryon; extracellular region. Gene Ontology annotation, biological process: positive regulation of growth hormone secretion; positive regulation of cell population proliferation; positive regulation of multicellular organism growth.
GGAAAAUGAAGGUAUAAAUGGUGGCAGUGCUGCGCCGCCACCGAAGCAAACGCCGAGCUGAACCGGAGCAGCGCCGCAGCUCAGGGGGACCGGCCACGUCGCAGGUGCCACCACAAAGGUGAAGGAUGCCACUCUGGGUGUUCUUCCUCAUGGUCCUAGCCCUCAGCGGUGGCUGCCACUGCUCCUCACACUCCCUGACCCUCAGGAAGCCACGGUAUGCAGAUGCCAUCUUCACCAACAGCUAUCGGAAGGUGCUGGGCCAGCUGUCUGCCCGCAAGGUGCUCCAGGACAUCAUGAGCAGGCAGCAGGCAGAGAGAAACCAGGAGCAAGGAGCAAAGGUGUGGCUUGGGCGUCAGGUGGACAGCAUGUGGGAAGACCAAAAGCAGACGGCAUUGGAGAGCCUCCUGGCGGCCAUGUCGCAGAAGCUCAGGAAUUCCCAAGAAUGAAGAUUCUGCCAGUGUUUUAUGCUGCCUGGAGCCAAAACACAACUGCAUCCAGUUCAUCCUAUUUAAUUUUUGACCCACUUUUUCAUUUAUGAAUACAAUAAAAUUCCCCUACCCUGG